GCUGUGCCGUUUUAGUCUAGGCUCCGCCUUUGAAACUCAAUUCGAAAAUGAAAUUCAAGUAUCAAAAGAAACACAAGCCACUCAAAUCAAUUAAACACGCUCUUCGACACUUGGCACACGCUCUGGGCAAGGCUGUGCUAUAUUUGGGCACUCCUCCCUUGUGUCCGGUCCAUCAGAAUGGCGUUUUAACCCAACUCCACUGCCAGUACCUGGGCUGCUGUCCGUUGUGCCAUCUGUGCGGAUUCUCGUGCGUCGCAGCGACAUGUGCGCGACACCCAUGGGACAUCUGCACUUGGAUAUAGUGAGCUGGCAUAACAUGGCAACUAAAUAAAUUGAUUAAUGCUGGCGGAGCAAUAAAGAAA
Messenger RNA from Drosophila guanche, 362 nucleotides. RefSeq lists its product as uncharacterized. The record is from RefSeq and is a predicted model, not a curated record. Bases 48 to 302 code for a protein of 84 amino acids. Lineage: Eukaryota; Metazoa; Arthropoda; Insecta; Diptera; Drosophilidae. The transcript is spliced from 2 exons.